Messenger RNA from Frieseomelitta varia, 3347 nucleotides. It is a transcript of the gene Drp1, whose product is annotated as dynamin-1-like protein. Gene Ontology annotation, biological process: mitochondrial fission. Bases 467 to 2674 code for a protein of 735 amino acids. The transcript has 7 exons. Lineage: Eukaryota; Metazoa; Arthropoda; Insecta; Hymenoptera; Apidae. Gene Ontology annotation, molecular function: GTP binding; microtubule binding; GTPase activity. The record is from RefSeq and is a predicted model, not a curated record. Gene Ontology annotation, cellular component: mitochondrion; microtubule; cytoplasm.
UUGAGAAUAAUCACCGAUCGUGACGUGUUCGUUAAAGUGCGCGAACACUUUUUACAUGAGUGUAAUUGUUAUUGAAAAGCAACGAUUCUUUCUACGAAGAAUGUUCGCGUCGGUAUAGUAGAAACGAUACUUCAAAUACACAGUUCGAGCAUGUGUAUACGUUAGUACGUUGAGUAUCGUAGGAUGCGUGUAGAUUAUAAGCAUGAAGCAAAGAAUGGGUGGUUGGGAACAGCAGGUGUAGAAAUUACCGCGGUGGUUUUGAUGAUAAAAAAAUAACGUUUGCUUGAAAAGAACAUAGUGUAACAAUAACAGUGACAUUCGCGGGCAGUUGUACGUUCUGUAAGAAUAUUUGAUUGCUAUUGGUGUACGUACGUGAUUACAGGUUUACAUAUAAUAAAAAAGAACAUUUUGCACCGGCUUGUACCGCGUAACUGUCCCGAUCGAUUUAUCUUACGAUUAUUCUACAAUGGAAGCUUUAAUACCUGUAAUAAAUAAAUUACAAGAUGUAUUUAAUACCGUUGGCUCUGACGCUAUACAAUUACCUCAAAUCGUUGUACUUGGUACACAGAGUUCUGGAAAGUCAUCUGUAAUUGAAAGUCUAGUUGGUCGAUCCUUUUUACCACGAGGUACUGGUAUAGUUACUAGACGCCCCUUAAUAUUGCAACUUGUUUAUGCACCCAAAGAUGACCGCGAACAUCGAAAUGCAGAAAGUGGGACAUUAGACCUAGAUGAAUGGGGCACAUUUUUACAUAUGAAAAACAAAGUCUAUACAGAUUUUAAUGAAAUCCGUAGGGAGAUAGAAUCUGAAACAGAGCGUAUGGCUGGAUCUAACAAAGGAAUUUGUCCAGAGCCAAUUAAUUUGAAGAUAUAUUCGGCGUCAGUUGUUAAUUUAACUCUGAUAGAUCUUCCUGGUAUCACAAAGGUACCAGUCGGCGACCAACCAGAAGAUAUUGAGAGUCAAAUACGACAGCUUGUGUUAAAGUAUAUAUGUAAUCCUAAUUCUAUUAUAUUAGCUGUUGUUACUGCGAAUACUGAUAUGGCUACAAGUGAAAGUUUAAAGCUUAGCAAAGAUGUUGAUCCAGAUGGAAGGCGUACAUUAGCUGUUGUUACUAAACUGGAUCUUAUGGAUGCUGGAACUGAUGCUAUAGAUAUAUUAUGUGGAAGAGUUAUCCCUGUAAAAUUAGGAAUUAUUGGAGUAGUUAAUCGUUCCCAACAGGAUAUAAUGAAUAAUAAAAGUAUUCAAGAUGCAUUAAAGGAUGAAGCUGCAUUUCUGCAACGUAAAUAUCCUACUUUGGCAAACAGAAAUGGAACUCCUUAUUUAGCUAAAACAUUGAAUCGCUUACUCAUGCACCAUAUUCGGGACUGUCUGCCAGAGUUGAAGACGAGAGUAAAUGUCAUGGUUUCACAAUUUCAAACUCUUCUUAAUUCGUAUGGUGAGGAUGUUUGUGACAAGAGUCAAACAUUGCUCCAAAUUAUUACGAAAUUUGCAAGUAGUUACUGUUCCACGAUUGAAGGAACAGCUAGAAACAUAGAAACGACUGAAUUAUGCGGUGGCGCUCGAAUUUGUUAUAUAUUUCAUGAAACAUUUGGAAAAACGCUAGAUUCUAUACACCCGCUGGCGGGUCUGACAAAAAUGGAUAUUUUGACGGCCAUUCGAAAUGCAACUGGACCACGACCUGCGCUAUUUGUACCCGAAGUUUCUUUUGAAUUAUUAGUUAAGCGACAAAUUCGCAGACUAGAAGAACCAUCGUUACGAUGCGUAGAACUUGUACACGAAGAAAUGCAAAGAAUUAUUCAACAUUGUGGUACUGAAGUGCAACAAGAAAUGUUACGUUUUCCAAAAUUGCACGAGCGUAUCGUUGAUGUUGUAACGCAGUUACUACGUCGACGUCUUCCACCUACUAAUCACAUGGUGGAAAAUUUAGUUGCUAUAGAAUUAGCAUACAUCAAUACUAAACAUCCAGAUUUUCAUAAGGAUGCAGCUCUUGUGUCAUCUUUAUUAAAGAACUCUAAUGUGGAUCAUGUAAAACACAACAGAAAACUUCCUUCUGCAAAUUCCACAUCAAAUACUGUAGUUUCAAAUGACACUAAUGUAAAAUCACUCAAUAAUCAAGAUGAAGUGGCAUCUUUUCCUGAGCAGAAUAAGGACCAAGGACAUCAAAUGGUGUUAAGUAACUGGUUAUUAAAUAAUCUUAUACCUCAAGGAAGAACUGAAAGCAGUUCGGUUGAUGGUUCUCCAGUAAGGAAUCGUGAAACCAGUACUUCUCCUCACCCAAAUCAAAAUACAGUAAUUGAAAUACAGAAAGCAUCUCCGCAACAAAAACCUGUAAAUCUACUGCCUGAAGUACCAGUGCAAACAUCUCGUAAACUAAGUGAACGAGAACAACGAGACUGUGAUGUAAUUGAAAGAUUAAUAAAAUCAUACUUUUAUAUUGUACGAAAAUCUAUACAAGAUAGCGUACCCAAAGCUGUCAUGCAUUUUCUAGUCAACUAUGUAAAGGAUAAUUUACAAAGUGAACUCGUAACACAUUUAUACAAAUCAGAUCACGCUGAAGUUCUUUUAAAUGAGAGUGAACACGUCGCUGUUAGGCGCAAAGAAGCAGCAGAUAUGCUAAAGGCACUAACACAAGCUGGUCAUAUUAUUAGUGAAAUUCGAGAAACGCACAUGUGGUAACUGAUUUUAUAUAUUAUUUACAUGAUCAGUUUAUAGUUCAAUUUAGACAAUUUGAUGGUUUCAUAAAUAAACUGACAGACGAGAUGAUGUGUACCUCUAAAUACUGUAUAUAAAUUGUAUUUUUCGUGCAAGUAGUCUUUAUAAUUACAACAGUUAUUUUUAAGGUUUUAACAUGCAUUUUGUUUUAGUUUUAUUUUAUAGAAUAAAAUACAAUCACACGUGCAUUUGUAGUAAUCAUCGAUAUUAAACGAUCAAUGUAUUACCACUUAUAACAAUGGUGCUCGUGCCAUGACUUUAAAAGCCUUACCAAAGUUAUGCAAAUAUCUAAUUUACAUAAAAAAACGAUCACGAAUGCUGGGCAGUUUGUUAUAUUUUGUAACAUUUUGCACUACAUGAAAAAAUUGAAAAAUGGCAAUAGCUAAUACAAAAGAUAUGUAAUGUAAAAAAAUCUUGUUUUUGAAUGCUUGUGAUACAGGUCCUGAGUCGUGUGUGUGUGUCCACGUGUGUAUGUAUAUAAUACGUAUAUACAUAUUAAUAUUUUUUUGUUGAUUUAUUACUAUUGAGAGGUACAACCAAACUGAUUGUAACACUGAAUAAUACAUUGUUGUGUUUUAAUAGUUUCAAUGUUGGGUGCGAUGAGAUACUUCUCAAUAAACUGUAUAUGCUCAAGUAA